AUGCGUCUGCUUACUUUCCUGGCCCUGCUGGCAUGUGCCACAGCAACUCGCCACGGUGGAAUGAAAGCUUUGAAAUCACACCUACCGCAGCGCAUGAAGAACCGCUCAAUUCUUGUGCCCUGGUCCCCUCCGUUCUACGUAGCAUGUGGCGAUGUCGUGGUAGUGCUGGACGCCUCCUCCUCGGUUGCAUGGGCAUGGUGGUUUUCGGCACCGAGCCCGAACUGGUCUUUGACUUGUACACACAUGGCACCCCAAAGCAGUACAAGCAGAACAUCCUUCGCACCCCAUACCUUUCCACCUCAACGGCCACCGGUACGGGCUUCCACCAGCCUCGCUCCAACAAUCAUUCAAAGGCACACUUGCAGCUUGAUCCUCUUCCCCUGCGCGUUCGAUUCACACCCGAUUGCAUUCGCAACCUUGCAUACAGGCGCGGCGCUGGAAUUUACCGCCGGCAUCUUUGUCGACACACGGGCCGACCCUUCCAAGCCUCUGAACAUCGUUCUGCUCACGGACGGUCAUACCCUCGAAGAAGAGGAUGUUUUGCGCGCGGGUAUUGACCGUGUUCAAACGGACAAUGUCUACGUUCAUGCGAUUGGCGUUGGAUAUGGACUUGAUGCCGCCGAGCUUGGGCUCAUUGCCACAUCUGACGAAUAUGUCACUCAGGUUCCAGCUUACGCUGAGCUGUUGGAGUUGUCAUUUGCCUCAGAAUUGGUUGACAGCUUUGCUUGUGCCAGCCAUGCGUCCUCGAGCCCGGCAGUUACAACCACCCCGGCUGCCCCAACCAAGACACGUAGCAGCCAGCCUAAACCAUCGACAACAUUGACCACGACCACAGCCACUACCACCACCGCCGGUUCGAACGAGGGCAAAUCCUGCUGGGAGCGUGCACAAGACGUGGUGUUUGUACUUGAUGGCUCCGACCACACCGAGGCCUCGGAUUUUGCAAGCUACAAAAAGUUUAUCAGUCACUUCAUGACACAAGCGGGCCCCAACACUCGUCCAGCCCUGGUUGUGGCAGCAGACACGGCGCAUGUGGAGUUUUCCUUUGCCGAUGCCACCCCGCUGCGGCAGCUCAAGACUUUGUUGUCGAAUGCAGGGCAACGCUUCAGUUCAAACCAGGACCUUGGUCCCGCCCUCGCGAUGGCCGCCGAACUGCUGGACAACCUGCAAGCCGGUGCUCGUCCUUGGGCUGAGAAGGUCAUCGUUUUGAUUACACCCAAUGCCCAUCUGAACCCGUCCUCCGCGAUUGAGAACAUUGAAACUAUUCGGCUUGCCGCUGACCGCCUGGUGGCGGUUGGAAUGGGAGGAGCCGACUCGGCCGUCCUGCGUACCCUCGCCGGUGCCAACGAUGCGACUUUUGCUCUCAAGCAUACAGGCGCACUCCUCGCAAGCACAGAAAUGAUUGUCGAAGUGGCACUCUGCCUCGACUACGAGAUCGAUCACCAGAAUUUGAUUUGCCAGGAUGGCCUCAUCCAUGAAACCAACGUAGCCUGUGCCUGUGCGGAUGAACACUGCCGUACUUGCGAGCGAGCAGGAGGCCAUGAACAGUGUCGCACGUGUAUGGACGGGCGCUUGUCACUGGGCCAUGCCUGUGCGAACACGUGUCCGGAUACUUUUGUUGAUCGUGACGGCGAGUGCGUCUCUCCUUUGACUCCGUUUUCGGCACACAUCGUGCUAGCGCUGGACGACUCGACUUCUGUGGGCUAUGCGGGCUUUCAGCGCCAGGUGACCUGGGCCAGCAGCCUGGCUCAACUACUGACCUUUGAUAGCGGUGUGAUUCAGAUGGGGGCUUUCUCCUUUGAUGAUCGCGUGCAGCCAAUUUCACGCUUUACCUCGGUGGAGGUUUUGGUCGACACGUUGCAAUCCGCCAAAUGGACGGGUGGUGCUUCUUCCUUGGCUGAGGCUUUGAGUUUUACGGGCGCGCGCUACUUUCAAGAUCUCUCCUUGCCCGCCGACCAUCGCCGUAUUCUGGUUAUUCUGCUCGACGGCGCUGCUGAUGACACAGUCGCUCAAGUUGCGCGUCAAGCCACACAAUUGCGUCAAAUGGGCGUCACGAUCUUUGCCAUCGCCGUGCAGGAUAGCAAUGACGUACAGCAGCAGGAGGCACAACUCAUGGCUGCGGUCUCGUCGACUGUGGAGUACCACUUGAUGCGUGUUCCAAACAUGGAGGCACUCAUGGAUGCGAACCUUAUUGUCGAGUUUGCCAGCCGCUUGGCAGGUGAAGAUGGCACCAACCCCACCACCCGACGCCCUCCCACCACUACUCAAAAGCUGCCGGACCCAACCACGCUGCUGCCCUCACCUGAGCCCACGUUGUUGCCGACCCCAACCAUUGCCACGAUGCCUCGCACACCCGAACGCCGACCCGUCACCACGACAGCAACAGCAAAACAUCGCCCGACCACACGUCGACCCGAGUCAGGGAACGGCGUGUCCGUGCUUGAGCAAGACUCGGGGAGCAGCUCAGAUCAAAAUGUAUUGGCAACUCCCGGUGCCAUAGUUGGCAUGGCAGUCGCGGCCUGUGUGCUGGUCGCAGCCUUGGGUAUGGCCGCUUAUCGCUAUCAACGUGCGCGACAGUCGGUCGACCUUCAACUGCAGCUCGAGUGGCAAGACAGUUGGACAGGGCGCACCUUGCAGCUGCAGCAACAGCCCUUUGAAUCCACGGUCUAG
This is a messenger RNA of Monosiga brevicollis MX1, 2670 nucleotides long. RefSeq lists its product as uncharacterized. The coding region runs from base 1 to 2670 and encodes 889 amino acids. Lineage: Eukaryota; Choanoflagellata; Craspedida; Salpingoecidae. The transcript is spliced from 4 exons. The record is from RefSeq and is a predicted model, not a curated record.